Messenger RNA from Linepithema humile (Argentine ant), 2195 nucleotides. It is a transcript of the gene PIG-T, whose product is annotated as phosphatidylinositol glycan anchor biosynthesis class T. Gene Ontology annotation, cellular component: GPI-anchor transamidase complex. The record is from RefSeq and is a predicted model, not a curated record. Lineage: Eukaryota; Metazoa; Arthropoda; Insecta; Hymenoptera; Formicidae. Gene Ontology annotation, biological process: attachment of GPI anchor to protein.
GCAUAUACACAUAAAUCGGAGAAUUUUUACCGAAAUGUUGGACUGCUUUAUCGACUCGUGAAUUCGGAGUUUCGCAAUUUCUCCACAUGAGGUCUUCUGGUCGUUUUGUAUUCGAAUUAUCGGUAUGUGUCUUACAUAUGUAGUUCAGUGAUUAGUAUGCACACUCGAUACAUGUUUCAGAAUUGAUAAUUUUUUCUGAUUAUACAUUCAUAUAUAUCAGUAAGUGUAAAUAAUGAAUGCUUGUUUCGGAACAAAUUAUGGUAAUUAGUUCAAGAAACAAAUUAAUCGGUAACUUAACCUCGAAGGAAUAUGAUAACCUCAUAUGUACUCAUUUUGCUUACCGGUUUGAUCGGUAUCGGGACAUGUAACAAUACAUAUAAUGAUUUUUUUGACGAGGAGUUAAUGUUGAAACCUCUAUCAAGUAAUCAUGUUUAUGCCUAUUUUCAAUUCACCACAAUAUGGGAGACGACAAAAGAUGUAGAAAUGCUUCAACAUUUGCAUCUCUUUCCGAGAGGUUUAAGUGAGAUCAUAGGUCGUCAUAAUGUCGAUGAGUUACACGUUACCUUAACAGAAGGAUUAUGGAAUUAUCAAAAGUGGGGAUACCCGUUUCACGAUGCUGGACCCGGUGCUGAAAUUACUACUUGGUUUAACAAAAACGUAACAAACAUAGAUGAGGGAUGGAAAGCACUAACAAAUGCCUUAGCUGGUUUGCUUUGUGUAUCAUUAAACUUUGUUGAUCCAUCCAAUAGUAUGUCACCAAAAUUUACUUUCCGUCUCACUGGUGUCACAAAUGGACCAGUAAAUUCAAAUUAUUUACGUUAUUCAUCAUUACCAAGAGAGAUAGUUUGUACUGAAAAUCUAACACCAUUCAAAAAACUGUUACCCUGUGACUCUAAGAGAGGUUUGGCAACAUUGUUAAAUUCUGCAUAUAUUCAUGAUACAAAUUAUCAUUCCAUUGGAUUACAUUUUCGAUCAAUAUGUCGAGAUAUUACUUGCACAAGGACAUCUUUGGAACUGCGACAGACUGUUUCUUUGAUAUACGAUACAAUGAUAGAUAUAAAUCAGGAUUGGUCCAUACGAAAAUUUUUUGGAAUAGGACUUAAAGGCGCAUGCCCACUUUCAACAUUAAGUAACAUAUAUAUUGAUAUAUCAGACAAUAACACGAAUCACGUGUAUGAAUUAACACCGCCACCGAGUGCAAAAAUUGUUAAUUUACGUGGAGGACAACAGAAUGUAAUAGCAGUAUAUGACAUCAGAGCUCAUUCCAAUAAAGGAAUAUUUAAUAUUGCUGCAAUACAUAGUAAACCAAAGACCAGCAUUAUAAACUUAUCUUCAAUUCUCUACGCAAAUAGAUAUGUCAUUGGGUACGGUCAAGAAAGGGGUAGUUUAGUAACUAAAUUACAUAACAACCACUGGCAAGCGUUAGAUGUAAUCUUACUAGAAAAUAUUCCAUGGUACUUGUUAGUUUACUUACAUUCCAUCACAAUAAUCCAGAAUGGACAACAAAUUCAUCCAUUGACGCAGCGUUAUCUACCUGGAAAAGAGAGAAAGAGUCCGUACUACUUGGAAUUGAUCUUGCAUCUACCACCGCACUCAAUAACAAAAAUCUCAAUCGAUAUGGAUUAUUUGUUCCUAAAAUGGCAGGAAUACCCACCAGAUGCUAAUCAUGGUUUUUACAUGGGACCAGCCAUAGUUACGGCCUUGUUACCUAUAGCUAGAAAUUAUACUGCUCUGCCACUCGAUGGGAGUACAAUUACUUCAAGUUUUAACGCUUCGAGGUAUGACUAUUUAGUGCAAUUACGAACAGAGUCCUUACUUAUCAGUCUUCCGACUCCCGACUUCAGUAUGCCUUACAAUGUUAUAUGUCUGGCCUGUACAGCAGUUGCAUUAGCAUUCGGACCACUUCACAACAUUUCCACAAAGAGAUUAAUUUUAAAGCGCAUCGAAAAGGACUGGAAAGGUAAAUUAUUUUCCUUUUUCGUAGGAAAAAUAUUUAGAACGAAGCAAAAACAAGAAUAAAGUUACAUAAAUAUAUGUAUUAUAUAAGUAUAAAUGAAAUUAAUUAUAUCUCCCAUUUAAAUGAUUUGUUUUGAUUAAAACAAUUUAACAACAAUUUAAACAACAAAUGCAAGCCUUUCUCUUAUAUGUGAUUGUCGAACAUUACAGAGAGAAAUAAAGAUCUUUCUUCAAACUUA